AUGAAUAUACGAAAAGAUUUUGUGUGUUCUAACAAAUCGGAAAAGGAAAAUUAUAAAAAAAAAUAUAUAUACAAUAUACUGUUAAAAGAUGGAAUUAAUUAUAUUGAGAAUGAGCAUAAUGAAAUCAUAAAAAAUGAUAACUAUGUACGAACUUUAUUUUUUGAAUAUGAUAAAAAUAAAAAUGAAUAUACCAACCCAAAAAAAAAACUAGAAAAAACGAGUUCAUUCAAAAAUAAUUAUAGCGAAAAUGUGUACAAUAUAGUGAGCAAAUUCGACAAUGGAAAUUUGAUAAAUUAUUCAAACUUUCCACAAAAAGAUAAACCUUUUUUUUUUCGCACAAAGCAAAUGAAAAAAAAUAUUUCAUUUUUAAAUAAAAAUAAGAAUUAUCUAAUAUUUUUUAUGGGACAUAAAAAAAAAAGGAAGAAAAUAAAAUGGAAAAAAACAAAAAUGAAAGAAAAUGAAAAGUUUAUCAAAUGUAAAAUUUUGAAUAAAUCUAUAGAAAAAAAUAAAAAUUUCAAAAAGGAAAAGCAAGGUAAAGAUACAACUAUUUAUAGAUAUUUCUGCAAAAAUAUUAUAAAUUAUAGUUUUUCUCCAAAUUUAUAUUAUAAUUUUAAAAAUAAACAAGUGGAUACAUUAUUUAGCGAAAAGCCAAGUAAAAAAUUUGUAUUUGAAAAUAAUAUUUCUAGACCAUAUGUCAAUAUUAAUUUAUCAAACGAGGUUAAGUCUGAAUUUGAACAAAUUUCAAAAAAAGACAAAAAUAAUUUAAAAAAUAAAAACCCAACAAAAUCACAAAAUAAUGAAUAUUUUACGUUUCAAAACAUAAAUAAUUUUUUAUGGGGCCAAAAUACAGGUACCAACAAUAUUUAUGAACAUAAUUAUGUAACUAAUUUAAAGAAUAAUAAGAAUGAUUGUAGUAAAGAUAAAAAAAAAAUAAUAAAAAACACAUCUAAUACGCAUAUUGAGGAAAAUGAUAAAAUACAAUUUAGUAGUAAUUUGAAAGAAGAAUGUGUAAGUUUUCCAAAAAAUAAGCAAAAUUAUUUUCCAUUUACAAAAGAGGAUGUAAACAGUUUAAAACAAUUAGGAAAAAAAGAUAGUAAAAAUAAAAUUUUAUUUAAUUAUGAAGGAAAUACUUUUAAAAAACGAGAUAAUAAAAAUUUAGAAACACAAUUAAAUCUUUCUUCAGCACAGAAUAUUUCUCAUUUUUGUUGUGAUAAAGUUGGAAAAAAACGAAAAAAAAAUGAAAUUUUGAGAAAAAUAAAAAAGGAUGUUGAAAAUAAUAUAUUGGAUAAUGAUAUUACUUCAGCCCAUGAAAAGGACAAUAUUAAAUUAGAUAAAAAAAAUGGUAAUAAUAAUAAAAAAUGCUAUUUUAAAACUCAGAAUGAAAUGAAUAAAAUGGAAAGUCAUAAAAGUUAUGGAAUACAUAAAGAUGUGCGCGGAUUUGAAGAAACAUUAAAAUUUAUGAAAUAUAGAGAAUUGUUAAGAAAAUAUAUGGGUACAUUUUAUAAUUAUAGUUCCCUUAAAUGUGCUAGUUACAUUAUUUUAUAUGCUGUUAUAACAAAAAUAAUAAUUCAAAUAUCAAAAAAUUUAACAACAGGGUAUAUGUUUAAUGAACCAGGAAUAGAUGCAUUUGAUGAUAAUUAUAAUAAUGGUAGUAAUGUUUUGGGGAAUAAUAAUAUAUUUUUCCUUUUAAAUAUAUAUGAUUUAAAUAGUGUUAUACAAUCUAUUUGUUAUGGAAUUUUAUUAAUAUCUAUUAUUCUACUUAUAAAACUAGGAAUUCCUUCGAAUUAUUUAUUAGCUGGGAGGUUAACUAUUUUAUUUAUGUUUUUAUAUCUUAUUCAAAUUCCAAUAGUAAUUUAUUCCAAUUUUUUAUUUCUAAAAAAAAUAGAAAACAAUUUGUUAGAUUCUUCUUCAAAAUUAUAUGAUAAAAAAAAUUAUUUUAAUUUACAAUUACAAAAAGUUUAUAACAUUUUUUAUAUCGAUACAAUUAAUUUAUUAAUAUAUACUAUACUUAUAUCGGGUGUUUCUUUAUAUGCUACCUAUAAUAAGCUAAUAUAUCCACAUCUGCUUAAAUUUUAUUUAGACACAUUUUUUUUAAAUUCCUAUUCAAUUAUAAAAAAAGAAAUAAUACACUUUAGAGUCCCUAACAAUAUAGAUGCAUAUUAUUUGAACAAAAUGAAUAGCUAUUUAUUUAAUACAUUAUAUAAAAAACAAGAUACAAUUAAAAAUGAAGAUAUUGAAAGUAAUACUAGAAGUGCAAUUGGAUACAAUGUUGUUAUCAAAAAAGAAAAAUACUCUUUUUUUUUUACAAAAUUUUUUAGAAAUAAAAAACAAACACAUAAAAAAAGUACUAAACGACCAAAUAUAAAAGGUAUUGAAAUGGAUUUUUAUAUUAUUUUUUAUAUUGGAGAAUUAGACAGAAAAGGAAGGCCCCAUGGCUUUGGUUAUUGGCGUGGAAUACAUUCUGAGGGGGAAGUUUUGAUUGGUUAUUGGUACCAUGGAAUUCCUGUUGGUCCAUUUAAAUGUCGUGAUUUGAAAACGGGUUCUGGUUUUAUGUGUAUUAAGAUUGGUUAUGGGCAUACAAGUUGUGAACCCAACGAUUUAAAGAUUGGCCUUGCCGACACAGAAUGCUGCGUUAGUGGAGCAUUUUAUCGAACAUUUCCGAGAGUAGUAUUUUACAACUUGAAUCUGACUUUACAAGAUUCUAAAAAGAAAACUAGAAAAAAAAAAUCGGAUAAAAAGCAUAAUUAUUAUAACCAUGGUGUUGCAGAAAAAAGAGAAUGUUGUGAAUAUUUAGUUGUAGAAAAGGCUAGCAACGACAUUUUACGAAUAAAUUAUUCUAAAAUAGCUAAUAAUAUUUAUAGUGAUGAAAAUCCUGAAUGUUCAGAUGUAGAUUUAGCAAAUGAUUUUAAUUCUAAAUAUUAUAAAAAUAGUAAUAAAAAGGCAACUGACACAGAAAUGCAUACAUCUUCAGUGAUAGAUAGUGAGUUAUAUUUAAAAGGGAAAUGUAUAGAUUAUGACGAUUUAUAUAAUUUAAGUUAUGAUAUAAAUGAGUUAGCACUGGACGAGCCAACUUUAAAUGAAUCAGAAAAUAGUUUGCAUAACAAUAUAGAAUCUAUGAAAUCGAAUUCUAAUAACAAUAUGGAAAAUUUAUUUAAUGAGCAACUAGAUGCAACUCGUAAAUUAGAAUCAACACGAGUUUUGAACACAAAUGAAAAGCAUUAUCCUUAUUCUAGAAAUGAAUAUGAGCUAGACAAUAUUUGUAUUGUUCAAAAUAAUUCUGAAUCACAUAAAACAGAAGAUUUGGGUUGCAACGAUUUUGAUGGGCUUAGAUCUUGUAAAUAUAAUGAUAAUAAUUUGAGAAAUUCGAAAAGCGAUGUUUUACAAUAUACUGAAGAAAACAAAAUAACAUUCGAAAGUAAUCGCAUAAAAAAUAUGGACGCAAUAAAAAUUGGUAAUACUUUGAAUGAAAAAGAUAAUAUAAAUUUAAAAAAAAAAAAAAAAAAAGUAAUAAUGGAUAACAUAAAACAUGGUACAAUCCAUAUAUCAGUAGAAAAGACUAUGUCUGUAGAAAUAAAAAAGAAAAAAAGAAAUACACGAAAUAAAUCUAAUUUAGAAAAUAAUAAAAAUAAUUUGUAUAAUGGUUCAGAGAAUCAAACUGAUAAAACAACCAUGAAAAAAAAUAAAAAAAUAAAGUCUGAAGUUGAUAAAAAUAAAACAAAAUCGAAUGAUCUCAUUUUAAGUAAUGUUUCGAAUGGUAAAAUCGGUGUAAAAGAAAAAGAAAAAAAAAAAGGGGGUAAUGUUAUAAUAAAAUUUGAAAAUAAUAAAAUUAAUGAAAAUAAAGAUACAAAUGGUCUAAGUGAAAAAAAAAUAAAUUUUAAAACUCCUAAUGAAUUUGUAAAAAAAACGUCAAGUAAACAAAUAAAGAGAAAAGUAAAAAAAAGAAUAGGAUAUAGUAUGAAAAGGACAAUAUUCCGUCUAAAAAAUUUUAAGUUUAUAAAAAAUUAUAAUAAUAGUAAUCUUAGUGAUAAUAAUAAAAUAAAAAAUGAAAUUAAAAAAAAUAAAAAAACAUGGAUAAUGGGGAAUAAGAAGCUGUUUAUUCCGAAAACAUUUUCAGGGACAUUACCAAAAUUAAGAAUAAAAAAAAAAAAAUAUAAAAGUUUAUUAUUUUCUGAAUAUAUAACAAAUGUAUAUAAAACAAAAUGUAUGAAUAUUAUACUUCAAAAUUUAUGCCCACAUAUGCCAAACUUUGGAAUAACAUAUAAUACUGAUUUGCAUAUAUCGAUAGAUGCAGAAAGAGGGUUAUAUAUUACUGGGUAUAUAAACAAAAAAAAUAGUACCUAUCCAAUUUUAAGAGACAAAAAUCGAAAAACAGAUGAUUUAGAAGACAAUGAAGUUAAAAUUAAAAUUAUUAAAAAAACAAAAAAUGAAAAUAUAUUAAAUAAUAAUAAAAAUUUUAAUAAAAAAUUAUAUUCAUGGAUUGAUAACAUUAAAGAAUUGAGUCUAGAAGGAUGGGUUAGAUGUGAGUUAGCUGGUUCAUUAGAAGCUGUUAUUUUUAUUCAUGGUUAUAAUACGAGUCAUUUAGAAGCAUUACAAAUAUUAGGGCAAAUGGCAUCCUUUGGAAAUUUCCCAAAUUAUAUUAAAUUAUUUUUAUUUAAUUGGCCAUCUGGAAAAAACAUUUUAGAAUUUUUUAUAGCCAGAGAGAAUUCGAAAAAUAAAGAAAUACAUCAUGCUUUCAAAUCAUUUUUGAACACCCUUCGAAAUAAUGGAAUUAAACAAAUUCAUAUAAUUACACAUAGCAUGGGAACUAGAAUGUUUUUGCUGUCUUUUCAUGAUAUCGUAAAAGGUGAACUUUUUUCAAAUAUAGAUGAAGAAGAUAAUGUAGAAAAUAACAAAAAUAAAAUGAAAUUAAUUACAUUAACAAUGAUGAAUCCUGAAUAUUCUUUAAACGAUUUUGUAAAUAAAGAAUAUAUUUUUCUUAGAUCAUAUUGCACAGUUAUAUCUAUUUAUUGUGAUUCAAAUGAUAAGGCACUUAAAUGGGCUGAAAUAUUUAGUGGUACAAAAUCUUUAGGAAAAAACAUAUUCGAUUUAAAUGUUUCUAAAAAUAACUUUUCAAAAUAUUCAAAUAGUAGUUCUGAAAAUAAUGUUUUUGAUAGUAAUAAGUUAGACUGUUAUUCUAUACAAAUAGAUAAUAAUAAAAAACAUACAAAGAAUAUUAAAAAUUUCAAUACAAAUUAUAAACAUUCAUCAUCAUAUUUUGAUUGGGAAAAAUGUGAAGUGAUUAAUGAAAAACAAAAAAAAACUAUUACAACAUGUUUUAAUAGUUCUAUGAAUAAAUUUCUAAGUCUUAUUCGAUUUUGUUUUUUAAAACAAAAAAAAGUGGAAAUAAAAAAAGAUGGAUAUAGUAGUAAUAUAAGCGCUGAUAACGAAUAUGUUGAUCAAACUGUUAAAUAUAAUACAGAUUAUAUAAGCUCUUUUGAAGGAAAACAAAAUAAACAAAAUAAUUUAUCCUUAAAAACAAAUUUACAUCAUCAACCACCUAUGUUUAGAAAUACAUUAUUAGUAUUUACUGGAAUUGAACCCAAUUACUGUUAUAGAGAUAAUAGAGAUUGGUUAGAUGUAGAUGUAAUAGAUACUACAUGGUUAGGAUCAAAUGUACAUACAUUAAGGCACUCUUAUUGGUCGUUAAAUCGAGAAAUAAUAGAAGACAUUAGAGAAUUAAUUGUUACUAGAAAAAGAGCAAGGCAAAGAACAUCGAGGUUGGAUAGACGUGAAGGAAAUGUGUGGGUAUAUCGAGUUGCUCCUUCCCAUCUUAAAUCUAUUUUUGAUUCUGAUAUAUAA
Plasmodium berghei ANKA is the source of this 5838-nucleotide messenger RNA. RefSeq names its product conserved protein, unknown function. Bases 1 to 5838 code for a protein of 1945 amino acids. The transcript has 3 exons. The record is from RefSeq and is a predicted model, not a curated record. Lineage: Eukaryota; Apicomplexa; Aconoidasida; Haemosporida; Plasmodiidae.